Olea europaea var. sylvestris is the source of this 1839-nucleotide messenger RNA. RefSeq names its product fasciclin-like arabinogalactan protein 17. The transcript has 3 exons. The coding region runs from base 139 to 1521 and encodes 460 amino acids. The record is from RefSeq and is a predicted model, not a curated record. Lineage: Eukaryota; Viridiplantae; Streptophyta; Magnoliopsida; Lamiales; Oleaceae.
UUCUAGUGCAACAGCGAAACACACAUAAUCAUGUUGACACACACACAAUUGGCCUUCCUUCCAAGCAAAUAAAAGCUACCUAUCUGGCCCUUAAACUUUCCUCUCUUCUUCAACACAACUCCAACUCAAUUCAAUUCAAUGGCAAACAAUUUAUUACUUAUUUUCUGUCUCCUCUUCUCCGAUACGAUUCAACUCGGUUCAACAUUGCCGGAACAACCGAGUCAAAUCAACUCCAACUCUAUCCUUGUGGCACUCUUGGACUCCCGCUACACCGAACUUGCGGAGCUCGUGGAGAAGGCCCUUCUUCUACCAACACUAGAACAGGCUGUUUACACCGGUAAUCUUACUAUUUUUGCCCCUCAAAAUGAAGCCCUCGAGCGCGAACUCGACCCAGAAUUUAAGCGGUUCCUGCUCGAACCAGGCAAUAUCAAGUUCCUUCAGACCCUCCUCCUCCAUCACAUCCUCCCCAUUAAGCUCACUCAGGGAAGUUGGCCCACAGAACCCACCGAGUCAACUCGGCACUCUGCCCUUUCUAACGAUCUUGUUGAAUUUUCAUGUAGUUUCAGUUCAAACCAUUCGCAGGUUACUAAUAAAUAUGUUGGUGCUGUGAAGGUUGUACAUCCAGGCUCCAUAGUUCGUCCUGAUGGAAUCAUUCAUGGAAUAGAAAAAGUAAUAAUCCCAAAAUCCGUAGAGCACGCAUUCAAUAACAGACGCAGCCUCAGAUCAAUUUCUGCCUUUAAACCAGAAGGAGCCCCAGAAAUUGAUCCGAGAACCCACAAAAUGUUGUCAGAGAAAAAGGCAAAUUCGGUACCAAUCGAUGCUCAUGCACACUCCAAAUUAUCAAUAUACGAGGCCAUGGCUCCAGCACCAUCCUUAGCUCCGGCUCCGGCCCCUGGUCCAGGUGGGCCCCAUCACCAUUUCGACGGCGAGAGACAGGUGAAGGAUUUCAUUCAGUCACUCCUCCACUACGGCGGGUACAAUGAAAUGGCCGACAUUUUGGUUAAUUUGACAAAUCUCGCUACAGAAAUGGGGAAAUUAAUCAGCGAAGGCUAUGUUUUGACAGUUUUAGCUCCAAAUGAUGAGGCCAUGGCAAAACUCACCACCGAACAAUUGAGCGAACCUGGUGCUCCUGAACAGAUAAUCUAUUAUCAUAUUGUGCCGGAGUAUCAGACAGAGGAGAGUAUGUACAAUGCGGUGAGAAGAUUCGGGAAAGUGGCAUAUGAUACGUUGCAUGUCCCACAUAAGAUUUUGGCUAAAGAAGCUGAUGGGUCGGUGAAAUUUGGCGAUGGCGAGGACGCAGCUUACUUGUUUGAUCCAGAUAUUUACACAGAUGGGCGAAUUUCAGUUCAGGGGAUUGAUGGGGUGUUGAUUCCACCGGAGGAAAAGAAGAAAGCGAAAAUUGCGAAUCAAAAUGUUAAGAAAUUCAACAAACCAAGAAGAGGGAAAUUGCUCGAAGUAGCGUGCAGUUUGCUCAGGGUGUUCGGCCAAGAUUCCCAGUUAAUCAAAUGCCAGGAAAAGUAAGCUGGCGUUCACUAAGAGCAAAAGGCAGAUCAAUAAUGUACACAAUCCUACUUCAAUAAUUGCUUUCUUCUUGAUAAACCAGACAGAGCUGUGGAUUUUGCGAUGGAAAAAGAUAAAGAAAAAGACUCGGCCAUUGUAGUUGCACAACGUAUUGGCAGCCUGUAUUUUGUGUAUAGUCAAUAAUGCCGGUGAGGGAUUCAUGUUGUGUGUUUCAGAUGAACAGGGGAAUUACAUGGUGGUGGUACCUAAACCAAACUCAUAAAAAGUUUUGAGAAAUUCACUGGGAAUAAUCAAUAAUUAAAUAUCCUUUUUUAUGAA